AUGGCCACUGAAGCUACCGCGCGCAAGUUCUUCACUGCGCCGUCAUUCGCCGUUGUCGGCGCAAGCUCCAACCCGGCCAAGUUUGGCCAUAAAGUGCAUGCAUGGUAUCUGGACCGCGACCUCAAGGUCACCCCCGUCAAUCCUGCCUCACCGACCGUGACGGUCAAUGGCAGCGAGCACGCCACUGUGCCCAAUGUCUCAGCCUUGCCCAAUCCCAAGGAGACGGGCGUGUCCAUAAUUACACAUCCUGGCAUCACGAUCGGGGUUUUGAAAGAAGCCAAGGCGGCUGGCAUUCCGUCCAUCUGGCUGCAGCCGGGUACAUGGGAUGAUGAGGUGCUCAAAUUUGCGUUGGCUGAGGGUACGUUUGAGGCUGUCGUCUACGGAGAGGGCGACCGUGGCCAUGACGGCUGGUGCGUCCUGGUCGAUGGUGACAAGGCCUUGAAGGCCGCCGGAAAGCUUUGA
This is a messenger RNA of Beauveria bassiana ARSEF 2860, 462 nucleotides long. Its product is annotated as CoA binding domain-containing protein. The transcript has 2 exons. Lineage: Eukaryota; Fungi; Ascomycota; Sordariomycetes; Hypocreales; Cordycipitaceae. The record is from RefSeq and is a predicted model, not a curated record. The coding region runs from base 1 to 462 and encodes 153 amino acids.